AAAAAAUAAAAGAGAAAUAAAGAAAGGAAGACGCUUUUCACUUCUCAGCAGGGUUUAAGAACAGAGAAGCAGCAAUCGGUUUCUUCUAGGGUUUUAUGAAAAUUCUCUAAGCGAGCUCUUACUGUUUUCUCUGCCAAACACAAAUGGCGUUCUGGGGAACUGAAGUGAAACCCGGAAAGCCUUUCACUCAUAUCUUUGAUGGCUUGAAAGGACGGCUUCACAUUUCAGUGGCAACAUUGGGGACUGGGACAGCAACCAAAAAAAGCAUACUUCAGUGUAAUGUAGGAAACAAGAGUCCAGUUUACCUGUGCUCAUUGUUUCCUGAGAAGGCUGAAUCAUUGCAAAUAAAUGUGGAAUUUGAGGAGUCUGAAGAAGUCAUCUUCUCGGUAAUUGGUCCUCGGAGUGUUCACCUCUCUGGCUACUAUCUUGGUGGUCAUCGGCAUCGCAAUUUAGAUGAUAAUUCAGAAUCCUAUGGGGAAGAUAUUGCUGACUCAGAAACACAGAGAUCCAUUAACAGUGAAGAAGAUAAGUAUGAUGAUAGUUUUAUUGAUGACGAUGACCCAGAAGUUUACCCAUCUUCUCCUGUUUCUGAUAGUGGAGAUUCUGGUUCUGGUUAUCCAGAGGAGGUUUCGAAUAAGAAGAAACCUCAGAAUGGGAAGGGCGGCCGCAGACGACUUAGAAAGAUGUACCAACUGAGUGAGUCAGAAAUGGAAAGUGAAGAUGAAGACAGAUGUCCGAUUGCCUCUUUGAAGACAAAAUCCGCUUCAAAGAGCACAACAGAGGAAGUGGAAGAAAAAGUUGAGAAGAGAACCGUUGAUACCAGCAGCAAGAAGACAGAGGAUGGUGUCUUUAAUGCUACUGAAUCAAUCAAAGAUGGUGAUGAUGUGGAUGUAGGUGGUCAGUCGAAAAGGCAAUUUGACCUUCCAGUAGAUCCAGUGUCACCUUCUUCUGAAGUAGGCCCUGAAAAUGGUGGAACACCAAAGAGAAAAAGGAAAGAACGGCCAAAGGAGGAGAAAUCACUUGAAGCUGGUCUACUUGAAAAAGAGGAUGAAGCCCAGAAAGAUGAGGCAAGAGCUGACAAUAGGACCCAGAAUUUGUGUGUGGAAGAUGGACAAGAGCUGAAGGUGUCCAACAAUAGCGAAGCUAAAGUGCCAGAUAAUUUCUCGAAGCCUUUAACAGAGGUCGUCCCCGAAAAUGGUGAAAGACCAAAAAAGAAAAGGAGGAAGAGGGUGGAGGAGAAAACAUGUGAGGUUGUCAGCACUAACCCUGAUAAUGUUGUCAAAGAGGAUAAAGGCCAGCAGGAUGAGUCAAAGGGUGACAUGUGCCAAGAUCUGCCAGUGAGAAGUGAACAAAAUCAGAAGUCGGCCAAGGAUGGGAGUUCUGGCCAUUAUUCAGAUAGAUUUGUUGAUGGUCAAUCUGAUGAGAAGAAAGUUAAAAAGAAGAAAAAAAGUAAAACCCAAGCACAUGGGGAAGCUGUGAACACAGAUGUACCUCCCUUGGUGGCAGAAGGGAAUGCUGAUGCCAAGCCAUCUCAAAUUAGGACCUUCCCAAGUGGAUUGAGUAUUGAGGAGUUAGAAGCGGGAAAACCAGACGGGAAAAUUGCCACUUCAGGGAAAAAGAUCAGCGUUCACUAUGUUGGCAAGUUGAAAGAGAAUGGAAGAGUAAUUGACUCAACUGUUGGCAGUGCUCCUUCCAAGUUUCGCUUAGGUCAGGGAAAAGUUAUAGACGGCUGGGAUGUUGGUCUUGAUGGUAUGCGAGUUGGCGAAAAAAGAAGACUUGUUAUCCCACCACCAAUGGGCUUUGGGAGCAAUGGAGACGGUAAAGGCGUGCCACCAAACGCAUGGCUGGUAUACGAUGUUGAAUUACUGAAAGUUCGUUGAGUGAUCGAUUCUACUGCCUCCGAUACCGGCUUUUGUUUUUUUCUUUGUGCAAAUUUUGUAACUUUUCUCCCCCUCAUCAAAUGCAAAAGAAUGGCGGGAGUAGCAAAGUAGCUCAGUAUAGUUUUCAAAUGCCAACUUGUGGGAACAGCCUCAAGGCUUUGUGAUUGGAAGCUGGCUUUUGUGACCUUAAAUCAUUUUGUUUUGUUCUCUCCCUUUGGGUUCUUAAUCUUCACUGAACCACAUACCCAAAUGUAAAAGGUUUUUGGAUCAAUACACUGCCAGAGAGAUUACAACCGAAA
Prunus persica (peach) is the source of this 2179-nucleotide messenger RNA. Its product is annotated as peptidyl-prolyl cis-trans isomerase FKBP43. The record is from RefSeq and is a predicted model, not a curated record. NCBI's taxonomy places the organism in Eukaryota, Viridiplantae, Streptophyta, Magnoliopsida, Rosales, Rosaceae. Gene Ontology annotation, molecular function: peptidyl-prolyl cis-trans isomerase activity. The transcript is spliced from 12 exons. The coding region runs from base 144 to 1880 and encodes 578 amino acids.